This is a messenger RNA of Dendrobium catenatum, 1647 nucleotides long. RefSeq names its product RING finger and transmembrane domain-containing protein 2-like. Bases 292 to 1608 code for a protein of 438 amino acids. The record is from RefSeq and is a predicted model, not a curated record. The transcript is spliced from 6 exons. Gene Ontology annotation, biological process: positive regulation of ERAD pathway. NCBI's taxonomy places the organism in Eukaryota, Viridiplantae, Streptophyta, Magnoliopsida, Asparagales, Orchidaceae. Gene Ontology annotation, molecular function: ubiquitin protein ligase activity.
GCAUUUUAGUGAGGAUAACUCUUCCCUUUUCCUUUUCUCUCUACUAUAAUCAAGAUAGAAGCAGGAAGGGUCGGCCACCGUCUUCUGACAGGAGGAAACUGAUCUCCGCGUCGGGCCUUUCAAUUCCCCGCGUUUUCUUCUUCUAGGGUUUCGAAAGGCAUUUUUCUUUCUCAAUCGAGCACUUACGGUCUUCGCCAUUAUUUGCUCUAGUUUCGUUCUCUUCUGGAAGUUUGGGCUUUUUCCGUUCCAUCAGUUUUUGAGGAAUUCUGACGGACGAUAAGGAUUUCAAUCAUGGAAACAUCCGGCGGAGAUUUCGAUCCUUAUCGAAGCUCGGUCGCUUCUGGUUCCGUUGGGAAUGGCAGCAGCUCGAGGAGUUACACGAUGCAGCUUUCGACUUCGAGCUUCAUUCAGGCGCCGCUUGCUGCUCUUCUGGAGUUCUCUGGAGUACUGCGACCGCGAUCGAGCAGUCGUUGGGAGAGCGAGAACUUCCCUGCUGGUGAACCCGGUGCGGAACAUGCUUCCGGCCGGCGGGAGUUGUCUUCAAGCUCGAGUGGAGGCGGUCAUGGGGAGGUAUUGAUAAGGAUUAUCGCCGCAGGUGAUCAUGAUGGCGUUAGGGCUGUUGGGCAGGGGCCGGUUCCGCCAUCUGCCAGAGUAAGGAACACUGGUGAGAAUAGUUUGCAUGUCGAGGAGAUUCCUACGGCGUCUGAUGCUAGUGGGUUGGGAGAACAUGGCGGGAACGACUAUCGGGCUGGGGAGCUCGGUGGAUCACCGGCCUCUCAGCUGCCAUCUGUGCCACCCGCUACGCAGAGCUUAGAUGGUGACGCGAACCUGGGGGGAGCAAACGGCAGCGAAUCAUCUUACCAGAGAUUUGAUAUCCAGCAGCUUGCCAAAUGGGCUGAGCAGAUACUUCCAUUCUCGCUACUUUUGUUGGUAGUGUUCAUUCGACAGCAUUUGCAAGGGUUCUUUGUCACUAUAUGGAUAGCAGCCGUGAUGUUCAAAUCAAAUGACAUAUUACGGAAGCAAACUGCUUUAAAGGGGGAAAGGAAAAUGCCCUUGCUUGUUGGGAUAAUAGUGGUUUUCAUGUUUCAUGUCUUUGGCCUAUACUGGUGGUAUAGGAAUGAUGACCUGUUGAACCCACUGGUGCUACUGCCUCCAAAGGAAAUUCCACCCUUCUGGCAUGCCAUUUUUAUAAUUUUGGUGAAUGAUACAAUGGUUAGGCAGGCGGCUAUGGUGUUAAAAUGUGUGCUGCUAAUAUAUUACAGGAACAGUAGAGGGCGGGGCUAUCGUAAGCAGGGUCAAAUGUUAACUCUUGUGGAAUAUUUUCUCCUCUUGUACCGUGCAUUAUUGCCAACACCUGUUUGGUAUAGAUUCUUCCUUAACAAGGAAUAUGGGAGCCUCUUUUCAUCUCUUAUUACUGGGUUGUACCUGACCAUCAAGUUGACAUCUGUUGUGGAUAAGAUUCAAUCAUUUAUUGCAGCAAUGAAGGCUUUGUCAUGUAAAGAUGUGCAUUAUGGCUCACAUGCAACUCCGGAUCAGGUAAGCUACCCCUUACGAAUUUUUAUCUUAAUAAUUUGUUUUUACCUUUAUAAGGGAUUUGGAUCCUCUUAAGUUGCAGGUACUACUCCUGGCCAUUCAAUCCACUUUGGA